GGGUCUCAUGUCGCCAGUCGCCACUUGGAGCUGCUAGCAUUCGGAGUGGAAAAUGAGUGCCACUAAGGAUUACCUGCUAAGCCCACUGGUAUAUGGGUCAACACUUUCUGCCUUUGGCAUAUACUUUCUCAGGAAAUAUAUGCAGGGUGGCCAGUUCACCAAGAAGACGGAUGAGACUGGCCGAGUUGUGAUUGUCACAGGCUGCAACCAGGGAAUCGGCAAGGAGACCGUGCUGGAGCUGGCUCGCAGGGGAGCCACCAUAUACAUGGCCUGUCGCGAUAUGAGGAAGUGCGAGCAGGCCCGCCAGGAGAUCAUCGAGGCUACUAACAAUCAAAACGUUUUCGCGCGCGAACUGGAUCUGUGCUCCAUGAAGUCCAUAAGGAACUUUGCAGCUGGCUUCAAGAAGGAGCAAGGUAAACUUCACAUUCUGAUCAACAACGCGGGCAUUAUGGACUGCCCCAAGAAGCUGACGGAGGAUGGCUUCGAAAUGCAAAUAGGUGUGAAUCACAUGGGUCACUUCCUGCUCACGCUUCUGCUCCUCGACGUCCUGAAGAGCUCCGCCCCCAGUCGCAUUGUGGUCCUGUCCAGCAUUGCCCACCGGUUCGGACGAAUCAAACGAGAUGAUCUGAACAGCGAAAAGUCGUAUGAUCGAAAGAGGGCCUAUUGCCAGAGCAAGUUGGCCAACAUCCUUUUCACGAGGGAGUUGUCAAAACGUCUGGAGGGAACUGGAGUCACGGUGAACGCUUUGCAUCCUGGUGUGGUGAACACGGAGCUCUUUCGAAAUACACCAUUCUUGGGAUCGAAGUGGGGAAAAAUGCUCAUUGCACCCUUUAUUUGGAUUUUUAUAAAGACUGCCAGAAGUGGAGCUCAGACGUCACUGUAUGUGGCUCUGGAUCCCAGUUUGAAAAACGUCUCGGGAAAAUACUUCAGUGAUUGCAAGCCAAAGCAUGUUGGGUCCGCCGCCCAAUAUGACGAUGACGCCGAGUUUCUGUGGGCGGAGAGUGAGAAGUGGACGAAUAUUAGCAUUUGAAUGUAUAUAAUAUGAAGUAUUUUAAGUGGAAUAUAUCAUGAGAUCUUAAGGUCCUUGCACCAACCUUAAACAUUGUUAAGCCUACAUUUGUCAAAUAAGUUUUCCAAUUUUAAUUCCUUUAUGAAUUUCUCAUAUUAUUUAUCAUAUUUGGAAUAAUUCUGAAAUGUGUGAAAUUUAAAUUUAAAUAUAACUAACUUUAAAAAAGCUCUAAA
Messenger RNA from Drosophila biarmipes, 1242 nucleotides. Its product is annotated as retinol dehydrogenase 12. The record is from RefSeq and is a predicted model, not a curated record. The transcript is spliced from 4 exons. Lineage: Eukaryota; Metazoa; Arthropoda; Insecta; Diptera; Drosophilidae. Bases 53 to 1030 code for a protein of 325 amino acids.